Oryzias latipes (Japanese medaka) is the source of this 841-nucleotide messenger RNA. RefSeq lists its product as uncharacterized. NCBI's taxonomy places the organism in Eukaryota, Metazoa, Chordata, Actinopteri, Beloniformes, Adrianichthyidae. The record is from RefSeq and is a predicted model, not a curated record.
CAGGAGGAGUUUAUAAGCGCCAGGAGGGAGCCUCACUGCAGGAGCAAAGUCAAUAAAAGUCACAAGUUUCGUCUUUUCCUUUUCUUUUGAGCUGCCCCUGCAUGCACCCACACCUCGGAGGCUUUCACUGCUGAUCUGAUCAUGGAGCCCGUCAAGUUUGCGCUGCUGCUGCUGCUGGUUGCGUUUGCGCACAUCGUCUGCGCGCUCGGCUCUCCGUUUUCCAGCGAGGACGACGGGGACCUGUGGACGGAGCCCACCUGGCAGGGUUACCCCAUAGAAAGAGGAGUGACCCUCCGGCUGGCAGAUCUGAUCAAGCGCUCCAAAUCUCAGCAGUUCCACGGGCUGAUGGGAAGAAGUUCAGGUGCUCGUCUGCCGGUGAGACUGGGCAGGAAAAGAAAUAAUAAUAAUAACAACAAAGGGGAAAUGUUUGUUGGACUGAUGGGCAGAAGGAGUUCAGGAGGAGGCGUGGAGGAUGAGUGGAACUCUGACUCCUACUGAAGAUAAACCAAACAAACGCCUCAAAAACCCUCUUCAGAGCUCCACGUCAGAAAAAUCCUUCCAUUUGGUCCAGCGUUGUUCAUCAGGAUGGAGGCCGGCAGAGAUGUUUGACAUGAACUGAAUCACUGUAAAUCCUAAGCCUCUGCAUGUUGUUACUGUCAUUUGCUCACAUUGAAACUGUGUGUUUGCUAGAAUUUUGAAUUUUAGGCUCUGGGAGUUGUCAUUGUAAGACACGUUGGGUUGCUUCUGGAGAAUCAGCUUUUUCCGAAGCUCCAGUCUGGUCAUAACACGCAGUGAUGAUGUGAUGUUGUUCAUGAAUAAAAUCUUCUUUUGGUCACACGUA